This is a messenger RNA of Paramisgurnus dabryanus, 1980 nucleotides long. Lineage: Eukaryota; Metazoa; Chordata; Actinopteri; Cypriniformes; Cobitidae. The record is from RefSeq and is a predicted model, not a curated record.
UCAUGAAGUAUUGAUUGACUGAUGGAUUCUGCUAAACAUCUGGAUGAUAUUAAUGCAAUCCCAAAUGAAAUUCCAAAUCGGAUUGAUCGUAACUUCUAUUUGUACAGUGCAAUGUUUGUUGGAGUUCAGUUAACUUGCUUUAUAGACUCUUCAUGCUGUGCUGGCCAGUUGGAUUAUUGACAAAGCAGAGGCAGAUUAAAGUUAAAAUCCUUUAAAUGCUUUGUAUUCAUGUGUUUUCCAGUAAAGUUAUUAUUUGAGGACAAAUCCGACCCCUAGCUGCCCCUGUUAAACAGUUUGGAACACGGAUCUAUCGCCAUGAUGAGGGACCUAUUCCUUUAUAUUUCAUUACUUGUUAUAUUUUGGUCGGACAGGGCACUCUGCAAGUCAGUGUUUUCUAGCAGCCCUAAAGCACACAUGCUUUUGCGUUCAAGAAGAGCAAACACUUUCAUGGAGGAGCUUAAAACGCCAUCACUGGAACGUGAGUGUAAAGAGGAAGUCUGUGAUUUCGAAGAGGCGAGGGAAAUCUUUAAUAACAGAGAGGCACUGAUGGAAUUCUGGACAGUGUAUGAAGAUGGAAACCAGUGUGACUCGCAUCCAUGUGUUAAUGGGAAGUGUGUGGACCUGUUUAAGGAUUACUCGUGCAUCUGCAAUCCUGGGUUUGAAGGGAGACGCUGUGACCUGCGUAGCACAGCCACUAACUGCUCUGUGAACAAUGGGGACUGUGAUCAUGAUUGUCGUAAGACUGAAGAUGGUCUCGGUCGCAUUUGCAGUUGUAUUAAAGGAUACCAACUCCAAGACAAUUCUAGAAAUUGUGCCCCCCAAAAUGAGGCUUCAUGUGGGCAGAUUCUGAUUACAAAAUCAUCCUAUUCUAAACAGCAAGUGAUAGGGUUACAGCCUUGGGUUGUAGGAGGUGAAAUUGGUAAAAAGGGGGAGAGUCCCUGGCAGGUCCUUAUAUUAAAUCACGCGGGCGAGUUUCACUGUGGUGGAGUUCUGAUUGAUGAAAACUGGGUUCUCACUGCUGCUCACUGCCUAGAGUCAAGCUCACGUUUCGGUGUCAGACUGGGUGACUAUGACCGGUUUAAGCUGGAAGGAUCAGAAGAUACCCUUCUCGUCGAACAGCACUUCCCACACCCACAAUACAAUCCUAUCACACUGCACAAUGACAUAGCUCUUUUGCAAUUAUGUAGACCAGCAAAAUUUUCCAGAUUCAUCCUUCCAGCAUGCCUUCCUAGCCGUGACUUGGCAGAGCAGGUGCUGCAUCGCAACGGCACUCUGACGAUAGUCACUGGCUGGGGCAAAAAAAAUGAGACAGCUCGUCGAUACAGUCAAUUUUUAAACUUCAUUAAAAUUCCACUUGUAGAUGUCAAAGAGUGUUCCAAGCAUAUGAUGAACAAUCUGACGCAAAACAUGUUAUGUGCUGGUGAGCUGGGCAAGGUCAAAGAUGCUUGUGGAGGAGACAGUGGGGGUCCGAUGAUGACCCUGUUUCAUGAUACAUGGUUCCUGUUAGGUCUGGUGUCCUGGGGAGAAGGCUGUGGACGCAGAGACAAACUGGGCAUCUACACUAAAGUGUCCAGCUAUUUGGAUUGGAUAGAUAGUGUUCGUCAAGGGCAGGUUAAGGCGGGUGUAGGCAAGUUCGGUCCUACAGAGCCGCAGUCCUGCAUAGUUUAGUUCCAACCCUAAUCAAACACACCUGAACAAGCUAAUCAAUGUCUUUAGGAUUUAGACAUCAGGUUAGAUUAUCAGUGCUUAGGCUAAAAUAUGCAGGACUGCGGCUCUCUAGGACCGAACUUGCCUACCCCUGGGUUAAGGUCUAAAGUUUAGGUCUCUGACAUGUUUCUUGUUCUACCUGUCAUUAAAAUUAAAUGCGUCAAAGAGGUCAAUGUGCACCCUUAGUAAAAUGAUUUACGUGUAAAGCACAAUGUUCCUGCUACUUCAUUGUCUGUAUGAUAAAGGAAAUUUGACUGACAGUCAGUAAACACA